This is a messenger RNA of Racocetra fulgida, 571 nucleotides long. The record is from the annotation of a GenBank genome assembly. Lineage: Eukaryota; Fungi; Glomeromycota; Glomeromycetes; Diversisporales; Gigasporaceae.
UACUAUGACUAAACCAUUACAUUACAUCAAUCAAUUAAGAAUUGGUGAUGUUUAUACACCAACUAUUAGGGAGCAUGUUAACAAGAAAGUUCAAUUUGGUGCAACAAUGUCUGUGGCCAAAACUAGUGUCCAAGUUGCGGUCUCUGAGGGUGUUACUGAAGAAUUAACCGGAGUAUUAGUACAAUUCAUCAUGAAAUAUCGUCGUGAUACUGGGCUAGGCAUAAAGGAAAUAUCCUUACCUCCAAGUAUGUUUUCCACUAAAGUUGUAGAGCAAGAAACAUCACCUCCGAAUAUGGCUUCUGAAGUUGUAGAACUUGCUUCCAACUUAUCACCAGCACUUCCCACAACCACUCAAAUAACACGACAACCUUUGAAUGCUAUUGAGGUGUCCAAUCCAGAAUAUCAUAAGCCGAGAGGACGACCCCCUAAAUGGCUCAAGUCAUCUGUUAAAGAACAUAAUGAACAUCAUACUUCAUCUUCUAAAACCUGCAGUUACUGUUCGGGUAAAGGCCAUAAUAUUCGUGGAUAUUCAAAGUAUAAAUCUGAUCUAGCUGACAAAGAGAAUCAUUAG